Molecule: messenger RNA, 1243 nt
Organism: Sinocyclocheilus grahami
Lineage: Eukaryota; Metazoa; Chordata; Actinopteri; Cypriniformes; Cyprinidae
Product: ras GTPase-activating protein-binding protein 1-like
Exons: 8
Coding region: 173-1216 (347 amino acids)
Cellular component (GO): ribonucleoprotein complex; cytosol
Molecular function (GO): mRNA binding
Source: RefSeq, a predicted model, not a curated record
GAUUUAGUAGCAGCUAAUGUUAAACCGGCAGUUCGCCACACGCGCUGCCGCCAGUGUCUGAGCUAAACGCCUCACAGCUACCAGCGCAGGAGCUGCUGCACUCAAAUUACUUCAAACUCAACCCAAACACACGUUACUGAUUCCCUCUUGUUGAAACCAGUUGACCAAAGAAAUGGUGAUGGAGAAGCCAAGUGCCCAGCUUGUCGGGCGAGAGUUUGUCCGACAGUAUUACACCCUGCUGAACCAGGCUCCUGACUACCUGCACAGGUUUUAUGGCAAGAACUCGUCUUAUGUACACGGUGGUCUGGACAAUAGUGGCAAACCAAUUGAAGCAGUCUAUGGGCAGUCUGAAAUCCAUAAGAAGGUGAUGGCUCUGAGCUUCCGCGAUUGUCACACUAAGAUCAGGCAUGUUGAUGCUCACGCCACACUGAACGAGGGAGUGGUGGUGCAAGUGUUGGGGGAGCUGUCCAAUAACAUGCAGCCCAUGAGGAAGUUCAUGCAGACAUUUGUUCUGGCACCUGAGGGAACAGUUGCAAACAAGUUCUACGUACACAACGAUAUCUUCAGGUACCAGGAUGAAGUGUUUGGGGACUCGGACUCAGAACCUCCUGAGGAGUCUGAGGAGGAUGUGGAGGAGCUGGAGCGGGUGCACUCGCCUGAAGUGGUCCAGGAGGAGUCUGCUGGGUACUACGAACAGCCGACUUGCGUGGAGCCCGAGGGGCCACAAGAAGAGGUGUCUGUAACCCCAGAGCCCCAGCCUGAGCCAGAAGCAGAGGUGGAGCCUGAGCCAGCAGCUGUGGAGCUGAAACCGGAGCCUGUCACCGAGCCUGAGGUUCACAUUGAGGAAAAAAUUCAGAGAUCUCCCCCUUCGCCCACACCUGCUGACACGGCACCCACCAUGCCAGAGGACAACCGGCCGUCGUCUUGGGCUUCAGUCACUAGCAAGAAUCUCCCACCAGGAGGAGUGGUCCCCGCCACAGGAGUCCCUCCACAUGUUGUCCGAGUCCCAUCUGCGCAGGUAGAUGCAGUAGGGGUUCAAUCUCUAACUAGCUGGCAGCACCAGCCACUGGCAAGUCACCUGACCUGCCAGUGGUUGGUGGCACCUGGAAGUCUGAUUCUGGUUGGCUGCCUGGUGGCUGGUAGUCCACUUCCUUUGCAAGUGUCAGGAACCAUUGAUUUAUGGCAGACUUUGUGUUUUGCCCUCCUUCCACUCUAGCUCCGGGAAUAAUAUUAUUUUGGUAAC